This is a messenger RNA of Trypanosoma rangeli, 357 nucleotides long. RefSeq lists its product as uncharacterized. The coding region runs from base 1 to 357 and encodes 118 amino acids. The transcript has a single exon. NCBI's taxonomy places the organism in Eukaryota, Euglenozoa, Kinetoplastea, Trypanosomatida, Trypanosomatidae. The record is from RefSeq and is a predicted model, not a curated record.
AUGGUGAUGGGCGGCGUUGGCAGUGCGGUUGGCUGUUUAAUGAGGAGCGGCUUUGAAAUGUGGUCACAGAUGAAGACGCCGGAGGACUGCAUUCCCGUGGCAAUGGCCCUCUUCAUUCCAACCUCCGGCGUUGGUCGUGGCGCUGGUGCUCAUCCUCGCCGUGCCAAAUGCCUCCCUCCCACUGUCGUACGUUUUGGGUGCACUGUCCAACGGGACGCGUGCCGGCGUGAUCGUUUUGGCGAUGCGCACCAUCUGCGCCAAGGACGGCGCCAAGCACUACAGCGUUUGUUUCCUGUCAACGGUGUUUGCGACGAUUCUGUUGAACCGAUUUGCCUACGGCGAGUGGUAGAGCCGUAG